AUGGAAUUUAAAUUUUUUAUAAAGACUUUUCCAUUUAAUGUUUUAAGAUUCAGCGGGAAGCUUUUCCAAUCAUCCCUACGCCUCUUCUUUCUCAUUUUCAAAUACAUUUUCAGGUCGACAACUGACCUGUAUGCAAACAUUCUCGACAGUUUAAAAAGGCCUUGUGAAAACAUUUUAAUCCUUGGGCCUAGGAACUCCGGUAAAAGCUCCCUUCUCUAUCGCAUUAAACUUUCCGAAUUUAUCUCAACGAGUGCUACUGGGUCAAGUAUUGAAGAAGAACUAUAUUUGUGUCGGUUUUGUCUUGUUUCUUCCGCAAUUUGUGGCCACCCUAAACUUCAAGAAUAUGAUAAAGUUAAGGUCAGACUUUAUGAACUCGGUUAUAAUGAUCCCAUUUCAACCUAUCAACAACAAAUACAAAUAUGUAAUAAGAUAAUAUAUGUGGUUGACAGUUUCGGCGAUUUCAGAUACUCUGAGAUAAACAAGGAAAUUUUAACCAUGAUUUCUGAACAUAGUUAUCAUCACAAUCUCCCCAAAUAUGUUAUAUUCCUCGCCAAAAAUGUAUUACUCAAACUCAGUCAUUAUGUUCAGGACAUCUUCGGAGGAAUGAAUUACAAUUCCAUUAGAAAAGCACUUGAAAUUCCUGAACAACUUAACAAUAGGCUAGUUUCCACUUAUCCGCUACUUAACACCUUUAUAUCAUAUGUACAUAGAAGUUCAAUAACCGGUGAGGGAGUGUUUGAAUCACUUUCGUUUUUGUUAUUUGAUAAUGGAGAAAAUAAUAAAAAUGAGAAAAAUGAUUUAAUUGUACUAUAA
Messenger RNA from Theileria annulata, 813 nucleotides. Its product is annotated as adp-ribosylation factor, putative. Gene Ontology annotation, cellular component: cytoplasm. Gene Ontology annotation, biological process: intracellular protein transport; vesicle-mediated transport. The coding region runs from base 1 to 813 and encodes 270 amino acids. Lineage: Eukaryota; Apicomplexa; Aconoidasida; Piroplasmida; Theileriidae. The record is from RefSeq and is a predicted model, not a curated record. The transcript has 4 exons. Gene Ontology annotation, molecular function: GTP binding; GTPase activity.